AUGUCUCGUGUCCCUAAUGCUUUCGCACCGAACUAUGACGAUUGGAGCUCUCCACGGUCCAAAGCCAUUCUAGCUGCCCUCGCUACACUCCAAUCUACUGAUAACACGGAAUUUCACCCGAGUAGGCACAUCGUCAUCAUCGCCUUCUACGAAACACCCUCUAACAUCGACUGUGGAGCAGAGUACUAA
Perkinsus marinus ATCC 50983 is the source of this 189-nucleotide messenger RNA. RefSeq lists its product as hypothetical. Bases 1 to 189 code for a protein of 62 amino acids. The record is from RefSeq and is a predicted model, not a curated record. NCBI's taxonomy places the organism in Eukaryota, Perkinsozoa, Perkinsida, Perkinsidae. The transcript is spliced from 4 exons.